GGCAGCAGUUAGAGCAGGGAGAGUAGCAUAGAAAAUAAAGUUUACCGCAUCAGUGAAGAACAAUGGCAGAAACUGAGAGCUGCACUUUUCAUGUUCCUUCCCUUGAAGAAAUCUGUUCUAUUUUAAAGAGCGGACUGCUGAAGAAUUUUGCAGAUGUCAAUGUCAUAGUAACGGAAUGUCCUGACCUGACUAAGGAACCUUUUGAAUUUCCUGUAAAAGGUUUGUGCGGAAAAUCGAGAAUUGCUGAUGUAGGUGGUGUUCCAUACUUGGUGCCAAUGCCACGUCUUGAUAAAGUUUACAAUGUUAAUACAGUGGCCAAGAAAAUUGGUCUACCUGGGGCCUAUAUCUUAGGUGCUGGAGCAACUUCACAUAGAAGCCUGGGAAUGAAUGCUGAGCUAAUCUUCUCUGUGCAAGCAGAAAGCACAUCCACACUAGCUGUUAAUAAGAGUUAUGUUGCUAGCGUCAACCCUGGUGAUGGCAGCUGUUUGCUGGAGAAAUAUAGGGAUAGGAAUAAUGACAACGACUUUGGGCUCCUGUCUAACCUAUAUGCCUGUGAAGGGAAACCAGGAAAGGUCAUUGAAGUUAGUGUGAAAAGAAGAAUAGGUCAGGAUAACUUUGUAAGCUGUAUGAGGAAAUCCCUGAAAGAACAUUACGGAGAGAAUGCUGUGGGAAUGGGAGGAACAUUUCUUAUAAAGCAAGGGAAAGCAAAGCUUCACGUUAUGCCUCGUGAAUAUUCUGCUUGUCCUCUGAAUACUGAUGAAGAUGUUAAUGGCUGGUUGAAGUUUUAUGAUAUGACGGCUCCUCUGAUAUGCCAGUCCGUUUUUGUUUCACAUGAUCCAGGUUAUGACUUGCGCCUAGAACACACACAUUGCUACAGUCACCAUGGAGAAGGUGGGCACUACCAUUAUGAUACAACCCCAGAUACAGUGGAGUACCUUGGCUACUUUCAUCCUGCAGAGUUUCUAUAUCGCAUUGAUAAACCAUCUGCCACUCACUUGGUUGGAAGGGAUUAGAUGAUGUGGGAUCAGGCACAGUGCUUGUCAUCCUUUCAUGGUCAGAUCAAAAUGUUUAGAAGAGCCUUAAAUUAUCUUAAAAAAUAAUUGAAAAAUUGCUGGAUAUUAUAAAAAGGUAGGGACAAAUGUAUGCAGCAUUAAUAAUAUUGAUUUAGGCUUUGUAAAAAAUACAAAUCCUCCAAGAUUGAUCAAUCUUUUUCCCAUGCUGUCAGAAUUGUUGCAGUAUUCAUUCGGGAUUAAUGAUUUGGAAAGAGGUGUUAGUGUUCAGUGUUUCUGCAGAACUCUGACACUUCACUGAACAGAAUGGUGUUUGAUUGCUUCAAAGCAAUCUAACACAGUCUGAUGAAUUUACAUAUUCCUCUGCUUUUAUCAAUAUGUCAAACAUUAUACACCUUCCUGCCUGUCAGUAACAUUUUCUUGACUAGAAUGUUAUGAAAUUGCAAAACUGCUAGAAAUCAGUCUGGAUUUCACCGUUCACUAUAAGUCUGGCCCUUCCUUUUUUUUCAACAUUUUGUAAUUUUUUUUUGCAUCACAACUGCCCUGUUUCCAUUUGUCAUGUUCAUUUUUACAGAAGUAUCAAAUCACUCUAUCAAAUGAUUGUUUUUCUUUGCAAAAUAAACCUUCAGUUGUGGGGUAGCAACAAUAUUCAAUGUCAUUUUGCUGUAAUGUGUCUAUGAUAUUGCUCUAUUGAUAAGUAUUUCUAAUGGUCUGCUUGGAAUGAAUAUGAUCUUAGUAGGCAAAUCCAGAAAAGGAGAUGACUGGUUACAUUAUUAAUAAUUUCAGUAACUGCUAUGGAAUUAUACCAAUAAAUAUAAAUAUUAUGUUAGGAUCAUUAUUUUAUUCCCAACAUAACAGAUGUUUGUUUCAUUACAACAGCAAUAAAAUAUUAAUAAAAGUGUGUUUUCCUCAUCUUACGGGGAACAAAAUGAUAUCUGUGUCCAUGUAUUUGCUGUGAUUAAAAAAUUAGCUGCUUUGUCAAUCAAUAAAAAAAUGUAAAACAGAGAUGUGCAGCUCAUUUCUAGCCUUUAUAACAGCCACAGAUAAUUCACCUUACAUAUUCUAACCAUUUUAGACCUCUCUCUCUCUCUCAGUGAUUCUUAAACAUGGAGCAUGUUCCAUAUUGCAACCAGUUUUAUUCAGUUCACCAAAUAAAGUUCAAUUCAGUUCUAAA
Molecule: messenger RNA, 2184 nt
Organism: Xenopus laevis (African clawed frog)
Lineage: Eukaryota; Metazoa; Chordata; Amphibia; Anura; Pipidae
Gene: bkgd.L
Product: chromosome 11 open reading frame 54 L homeolog
Cellular component (GO): nucleus; cytoplasm
Molecular function (GO): zinc ion binding; hydrolase activity, acting on ester bonds; dehydro-L-gulonate decarboxylase activity
Source: RefSeq, marked provisional